This is a messenger RNA of Erythranthe guttata (spotted monkey flower), 894 nucleotides long. NCBI's taxonomy places the organism in Eukaryota, Viridiplantae, Streptophyta, Magnoliopsida, Lamiales, Phrymaceae. The record is from RefSeq and is a predicted model, not a curated record.
AUGAAUUAUGGUUCGAGUUCUAAUCAAUUCGAUUGGGUUGCGUAUAAUGAGCAAAUACUUGAUGAAGACAACGAAGCAGAUACACUUGCUCGUCUACACUAUGAAGCAGCCGUUAAUCAAGAGGUUGUAUACGGUGGCUCUAUUUCUGGACGCAAAUAUAAACCUCGCGACCGAAAGGUUACAGUUGCUAUGCGAAUGUUGGCUUACGCAUACUCCGCUGAUUCAAUUGACGAAACUUUCCAUAUGGCAAAGACGACCGCAACUGAGACCUUGCGCGAAUUUCGCCAAACAAUUUUGCGGUUGUAUAAAGAUGAGUACCUUUGUUCUCCAGCAAACGCAGAUAUGACAAGGCUACUUGACAAAGCGGAACAACGCGGGUUCCCUGGAAUGAUCGGUUCAAUAGACUAUAUGCAUUGGACAUGGAAAAAUUGUCCACCUGCAUGGGAGGGAAGCUCGGGGAGAAAACAUAAACCCACAAUUAGUCUCGAAGCAGUGGCUUCAUCUGACACUUGGAUAUGGCAUGCAUUCUUUGGCGUACCUGGUUCACAAAGCAAUAUCACUGUCUUGGGUCGUUCACCCUUGUUUGACAACCUUGUUCAGGGAAUUUCCCCAAGAGUUCACUAUCAGGUAAAUGAAAAAUAUCACUACAUGGCAUACUAUCUUGCUGAUGGCAUAUACCAAAAAUUGGCCCGAUUUGCUAUAGUGAAGCAGCCUGGAAGAGGGUGGGAUCCGAAGGACCUAAGAAAUAUUAUGAUGACAUGUAUCGUACUCCAUAAUAUUAUUGUGGAAGACGAACGAGAUGAAUACUCUAAUGCUGAGUCAGAUGAAGAUGACAACAACCCAGCCACAUCUCGCAGAGCUCGUGCCAACAGUUAUGAUAUAAAUGAGGAAUAA